UGGACCCCGUUACACCUCGCUGCGCUAUUAGCAAGCCCACCUUUGGUCUCUUUCCUCCUAACUCGGGGAUGUAAUCCUUCAUGGACGACCAGCAAAGGCCUAACGGCUCUCGAUAUAGUUGAAGGCAUGCCAGGACGGGAAGACGUUACCGAUCUCCUUAACGGAGAGCCGAAUGAGCCUGAUCAUGGGGAUACCGCACUUCGGGAUAGACGAUUACGAGCUCUGGAACGGAAUCGACGGUUGAAGCGGGCUGCUCGGGAGAGGAAAGCGCAGAGGGAUAGGAAGAAGGCGGAAGACGAACAGGUGGAUCUGGGAGUGAGGAUGAGGCUUUUGAACAUGGGGAUGGGAGAGGAUGAGGCGGCUUACUUGAUGAGGGAUUAUGAGACCAGGUGGACACGGGACGACGUGCAGCUUCGGAGGUUCAAGAGCAUCGACGAAGCGUCCUUCAUUGCGGGAGAUUCCACCCAAAUCGAAAUCAUCCUGGACGUCAUCAUCUCCAACUAUGCACCGCAAUGCUAUCCGCUGGUCAAACGGACCUUGCCGGCCAACGUCAUCUACCUCCUAGCACGGUACGCUGCGUAUCGAUGUCAGGAUCAGGAGGAUCUUUUGCACUGCGUGCUAGAGGGAGCGAGUAUUGCCAUCGAGGAGGUCUCGCAUAGCGGGGCCGAUUCGUUGCCGAUGCUGGCAUUCUGGACCUACAACAUUACGAUCUUGAUCCACCUUAUCCAAUCGGAUCCGGGGUUGCUGAGUGUCUGCGAGCAAAGGGGGUUACUGGAAAUGCUGCGCGAGAUGCUGAAUUCCAUGCAGGUACACAUCACUCGUUGCACGGAAGGCAAAAUGCACCGGAUCCUGGAAGCGUCCAUGCUCGAUUGCGAAACCAUCGAGGAGGAUGUGCAGUUCGAUGACGAAUGGUCCAUAUUCAAGAGCAUUACCGGACGGAAAAAGCAGCAGAGGGUCAGCGCGCCUCACGUGGCGAGUUUGUUCAAUACUACGCCGGGAUCGCCUACGACACCUAUGGGAUUCAUGCAAUCCUCACCCGCAGGCAGGAGCGGCAAUCGAUCGUCGCUACAGGUCGACACGCGAGCGGAUCAAUUUGCAACAGGCACUCCCUCAAGAGCUGGACGUCAAGCUGCCUCGAUGUUCAUGGCCGAGAAUGUCGAGUCACCCUCAACGAUGAUCGAUAUCCUCUCGGGCACCCUGCUCGUGCUCGAGCUAUACGAGAUUAACCCUGCGCUGAUCAUUCAGAUCUUCUCGCAACUCCUGUGCUGGAUGGCAGCGGAGAUGUUCAAUGGCAUCAUGACGGGUGGCAAGAAGUACCUCAGUCGGAGCAAAGCCCUGCAGAUCAAGAUGAAUCUGGAACUGAUCGCAGAAUGGGUCAAAGCCAGUUCUUUGCCAUCGUCGCUCUAUACCAAGCAUUUUGAACGAAUCUUGCAGCUCUUGCAGUGGCUACAAUGCUCAUCGCAAUUGUCAGACUUUGACAUGCUGGUGGCUACGGUCCCGCAACUACAGUCUCUGAAUCCUCUACAGCUGAGGAGGGCAGUCAAGGACUAUCGCCACGAAGUCAACGAGCCGAGGAUGAGCGAGGAAUGUUCCCAGUACCUCCAACAACUUGUACGCGAUUGGGACAGGAAACGCGUCAAAGAGGGGGUUGAGGGAAUCCAACGUGAAGUCUCGCAGCGUCAAGUGUCCCGGACGGUUUCGCCAGGGGGAUCGCUAGACGAAAAACAAUCACGUCUGGUCGCCAACCUGGACAGCCUUUUCGAUGUCGAUAUCGGUCUUUCUGAGUAUCGCCCUUCUGUGCCUAAACCAAGCACUACCGACCUUGAAGACAGUCGCUUCAAUAUACCAUUCGCCAUUCCCUCCCAGCAAUUCCUCGCUGCCGUUCCAACGGCAACCAAGAAUAUGAACCUCCUGGCUGGUCAUUCAGGGCAGACCCGACUGGACGGUCGACCGUCUUCGCCUGCGAGCUAUUCAUCGUCACGACCUAUGGGCUAUAACAUCAGGAGCACUAAGCAGUUGCAAAAGCGACCUGGCGACUUUGUGGAAUGGCUCACGCUGAAUCAACGCGCUGCCAAUCUCAGAUUGAAUCAGAUGGAGUCUGCCCAUCGAUCGCCCCGCGCUCCGCUCGCAUCAAUCGAAAUCAACGGACAGGCUCGGAUGGAACAAACUCCUGAGCGACCGGCGAAUGUCAACAAAUUGCUCAACAGGACCUCUUGUGAGUGA
Molecule: messenger RNA, 2223 nt
Organism: Filobasidium floriforme
Lineage: Eukaryota; Fungi; Basidiomycota; Tremellomycetes; Filobasidiales; Filobasidiaceae
Product: DIL domain-containing protein
Exons: 6
Molecular function (GO): GTPase binding
Source: RefSeq, a predicted model, not a curated record